AUGGUAACUCCAAACACGCGUACCCUCGAAUCAAACAGUACAAAUCCCGAAACCCGCGAAUCCAGCGCAGAAACGCUUGCUGAGCAGCGGCAAAGAUGGGCCCGUCUCCUCCUCUCCCAGCACUACCAACCUCUGAUUGCCGAGGUGCUCGAGGAAGAGCUUCCCAAGUACGCCCACAGCAGCGUGAUUGACGCCACGGACACGGUGCAGCACAUGCGUGACUGCGCACUGAUUCUCGCUUCUGCAUCACCCGUAUUAACGGCAGCCGUAGCAGGAAACCUGGUAAUGCGUAUUCAAACAGAGUCUAGCCUCCAAACCGCAUACACAGCGCUCUCGGAUCGCGCACACAGCCAACCCUCUAUCUACGCGCACUUUCUCACAGACGAGUACGGGACUCCACCCACACCCACCCAGUAUCUCGCCAUCGGUGCCAUGGUGCAAGACUACGUCAGCGAGAAAGGCAGUUCAGAGCAUGCGUGGCAUAUAGAUAAUAUGACGCACCCGAUCGUACCUCAUGCAGCAUCUAUUCAAGGCCACCGCAAAUACCUGCACACCACCACCCGUUCCUCCAAGCGCGAACAAACGCUCCACCGCUUGUGCCACGGCAUCCAAGCCCGAUGCAUAGAAACGCCCCUCACCCUGCACAACACGCCGUUUGCGUAUCCGCCCGCCGAAUGCGGAUACUCGGGGUCGUCGCACACGCGGAUAGCCCAGCACCGGCGGCGACAGUCAUCCAACUACGUGAUGAAUCUCGUCGAGGACAUUUGCACGUAUCUGUAUGAAGAGGGGAUUUUCCCGCAGCAUUUCCGCAUGCACGCUUUUAUUCUGUUUCUGGUGUUCCGGCAGAGCAUGGCGAGUAUGGCGGAGAUUUUGUGCUCGGCGCUGCUGCAGGUGUGGGUUCACCGUGGAGGAGGCUUCAAUGCGUAUCCCGCGGGCCGCAGCGUGGCGACUGCUGGGCGCGUGAGUGGUGGCGAAUGGGAGGCGUAUGCAAGUAUCCUCCUCACCAAUCACAAGUAA
Molecule: messenger RNA, 1017 nt
Organism: Exserohilum turcica Et28A
Lineage: Eukaryota; Fungi; Ascomycota; Dothideomycetes; Pleosporales; Pleosporaceae
Exons: 2
Coding region: 1-1017 (338 amino acids)
Source: RefSeq, a predicted model, not a curated record